CUUUUUAGCCCCCUACAGUAACACUACUAUGCUCUCUAAGCUCACGCCUAGCAUCGCCUUGGCCCGUCCUUCGGCUAUGAGGCUCCUCUCAACGAGUGCGAUUCGGUUCGCUAAGACUACUGGAGAUAUCGUUGGUAUCGAUUUGGGAACUACCAACUCCUGUGUAGCAGUGAUGGAGGGUUCUCAAGCUCGUGUGAUCGAGAACUCUGAGGGAAUGCGUACAACUCCAUCAGUAGUUGCCUUCACCAAGGACGGCGAGAGGCUAGUUGGCAUGCCCGCUAAACGUCAGGCCGUUACCAACCCCGAGAAUACCUUGUUCGCCACCAAGCGUCUCAUUGGCCGACGGUACAACGAUCCUGAGACUCAGAAGGAUAAGCAGCAAAUGCCCUAUAAGAUUGUUGCUAGCACGAGCGGCGAUGCGUGGCUCGAGGCUAACAACGAGAAGUUCUCUCCUUCCCAAAUUGGUGCUUUCGUUCUGAUGAAGAUGAAGGAGACUGCGGACUCUUUCCUCGGCCGCGACGUUAAGCAAGCUGUUAUCACCGUCCCUGCGUAUUUCAAUGAUGCCCAGAGGCAGGCCACCAAGGAUGCCGGCAAAAUUGCUGGUCUUGAUGUCCUUCGUAUCAUCAACGAGCCCACUGCUGCUGCCCUUGCUUAUGGCUGUGAUAAGAAUGAAGGUCAGACCAUCGCAGUCUAUGAUCUCGGUGGAGGCACCUUCGAUAUCUCCAUUCUGGAGAUCUCUGGUGGUGUAUUUGAGGUGAAGGCCACCAACGGUGAUACUUCUUUGGGUGGCGAGGAUUUCGAUAGGGUCAUCCUCAAGCACUUGAUCGCUGAGUUCAAGAAGCAGCAGGGCAUCGAUCUCGGGCAGGACCGUAUGGCCCUGCAGAGGCUGAAGGAGGCCGCUGAGACUGCCAAGAUUGAGCUCUCCAGCAAGGUUCAGACUGAGAUCAACUUGCCCUUCAUCACAGCUGAUGCCUCGGGCCCUAAGCAUCUGCAGAUGACAUUGAGCCGCGCUCAGUUGGAGGGUCUUACUGCUGAUCUCCUCAACAAGACCAAGGCCCCUUGUGAGGCCUGCCUUAGAGAUGCUGGUCUUAAGAAGGACGAGCUCAGUGAAGUCAUCCUUGUUGGUGGUAUGACUCGUAUGCCUGCGGUGUCUGAGGUAGUGAAGAAGCUGUACGGUAAGGAGCCUCAUAAGGGUGUUAAUCCGGAUGAGGCUGUGGCCAUGGGUGCUGCCAUUCAAGCUGGUGUUCUCAAGGGAGAUGUGAAGGACAUCCUUCUAUUGGAUGUUACCCCUCUGUCUCUUGGUAUUGAGACCCUUGGAGGUGUGUUCACUCGUUUGAUCAACCGUAACACGACCAUCCCUGCCAAGAAGUCUCAGGUCUUCUCUACCGCCACUGAUAACCAGACUCAGGUCGGUAUCAAGGUUUUCCAGGGCGAGCGAGAAAUGGCUGCUGACAACAAGCUCCUUGGUCAGUUCGAUUUGGUUGGAAUUCCCCCUGCUCCUCGUGGUGUGCCUCAAAUCGAAGUUACUUUCGAUAUUGAUGCCAAUGGUAUUGUCAAUGUGUCCGCUAUGGACAAGUCCACCGGCAAGAAACAGAAUAUCACCAUUCAGUCCUCUGGUGGUCUCUCUGAUGCUGAUAUCGACAAGAUGGUUAACGAGGCUGAGAGCAUGAAGGAGCAAGAUGAGAAGCGCAAGCAGGCCGUUGGUGCUAAAAAUGACGCCGAGACUCUCGUCUACUCUGUGGAGAGGCAACUCAGUGAGCUGAAGGACAAGAUGAGCGAUGCUGAUGCCGAGGAUUUGAAGCAAAAGAUCGCGGCUGUGAGGUCCACUCUGACUACGGAUGAUGUUGAUGAGAUCAAGAACAAGACUAAGGAGCUGCAGGAUGCCUCCUGGAAGGUCUCUUCCCAAGCGUAUCAGCAGGGCUCUAACGAACAGCAGCAAGAGGAACAGAAGACGGAGAGUGCCGAGGAGGAGAAGAAGAAUUAACUGUCGUGAAGUUGGCUACUAGCUGUGCAGUUGGUGCUAUUCCAAGAAGUAUAUAUCGUUUCCGUCGAUUCAUUGCCACCGGUUGUGGGGUUGCUGCUGAAUGAUCAUUGUGAGGGACCAUUAGACACCCAUGCCUUUGUUACUAUCUCCAUCACUACUUUUACUAAAUACUACUAAUGAUGAUAACGACGAAGGAUUGAGUUUCGGAAG
Molecule: messenger RNA, 2194 nt
Organism: Perkinsus marinus ATCC 50983
Lineage: Eukaryota; Perkinsozoa; Perkinsida; Perkinsidae
Product: chaperone protein DNAK, putative
Exons: 12
Coding region: 29-1984 (651 amino acids)
Biological process (GO): protein refolding; cellular response to unfolded protein
Cellular component (GO): mitochondrion; cytoplasm
Molecular function (GO): heat shock protein binding; ATP binding; ATP-dependent protein folding chaperone
Source: RefSeq, a predicted model, not a curated record